Molecule: messenger RNA, 1167 nt
Organism: Porites evermanni
Lineage: Eukaryota; Metazoa; Cnidaria; Anthozoa; Scleractinia; Poritidae
Source: the annotation of a GenBank genome assembly
AUGCACAAGACGUUACAUCCUAAAGCAGAUGUGGAAAGGCUUUACAUCACGAGAAAAGGCCUGAUUGAUAUAGAAACAGCAUUCAAAACAGCAACAAUUGGGCUCGGUCACUAUCUGAAGCACAAAGAGGGGCAAUAUCCAAAGCAGGCGCUUGAACAUGAACGAUCUAAAGCCAAAAAAUCAAUAACCAAGUAACUAUGCCAGAGUUUGAGAAUUGAGAAGUUAAAUCAGCCUCAAAAAAUGCUUAAGCCUUUAAACACAUGUUCAAAUCCAAGGAUAAACAGAGGGGCUACUGGUAGCACCUCAAGACCAAGCAAUAAACACCAGAAACUACCAGGCAAUAAUAUGUGGCCAGCAAGGAGAGACUGAUGCAGAAUGUGUUCUCAACAUGAAUAGACAGUGGACCACUUGUAUCUGGAUUCGUGGUAUUAGCCAAAACAGAGUACAUCUCCAGGCACAUAUCCCCAUUGGACCAUCUGUAAAGAUCAUGAUAUCGAGAUUACAGACAAAUGGUAUUUGCACGAGCCAGAGACUGUGAUACGCAACAAAGAUAACAACAUCAUCAUUAUGUGGGACAUUCCAGUCAAUACUGAUAGAACUAUAACAGCGAACAGACCAAACAUCAUCGUUAAAGAUUCAGUGAAUUCCACCUGCAAACUGAUUGAUAUGACUGUUCCAUCAGAUAGAAACAUCGCACUGAAGGAAAUCGAAAAGAAAAGCACGAGUACAAAGACCUAGAACUAGAAAUACAGAGAAUGUGGUAUAUCAGUGAAAACCGUAGUGAUCCCUGAGGUUGUCGGUGCGCUUGGUACAUUAAUGAAGGGGAUGGUGUCGAAUGGACAGGCAACAUCAAUUAUUACGCACGAUUUCUCUUCCUUAUGUACCAUUAUAAUUAUAUUUAAUUAUAAUGGUAUAUUUAUUAUAAUUAUACCAUUUUAUAGAUGUUCGAAAACCUAGGAGAGGCAGGCAAGCAAGAAAUUUUACAACAAAUGUUCCGAAAAUUCUAGAUCUCAAAUGGUCUUCCGAACAUAUAUUUUUCGAAAAUUGACGUUGAGUGCCCCUGAUGACUUGUACUGUUUCUGUGCAAGUGCAGUGCAUUCUGCCACUAGUCGGCUCACUGUCUCUACUCUUUCUCCACACAUUCUGCACGCCGGGGAAACAUUUUGA